Molecule: messenger RNA, 1905 nt
Organism: Exserohilum turcica Et28A
Lineage: Eukaryota; Fungi; Ascomycota; Dothideomycetes; Pleosporales; Pleosporaceae
Exons: 2
Coding region: 1-1905 (634 amino acids)
Biological process (GO): peptidyl-lysine monomethylation
Cellular component (GO): nucleus
Molecular function (GO): protein binding; protein-lysine N-methyltransferase activity
Source: RefSeq, a predicted model, not a curated record
AUGGAACAAACAGCUGGCCAAGGCGUCGCUGCUCACCCGCUGUCCGAUAGCCUCGUCCGUUGGUUUGCCCACCAUGGCGGCCACCUGAGUCCCGACGUCCGCCUUGUCCAUAGCGACGCCCAUGGCUUUCACAUGCGUGCGCUGGCGCCCCUGGCCUCGCCCCUCAUCGCUAGGUGUCCCCUCAAGCUGACGCUCUCGCUGCUCAAUCUCGAUCCUGCAGAGGACGCUGUGCUACCCGUUGAGAGCGCCCUGCAAAAGCUGCGAGGCCAAAUCCCGGACCACAUCUUGACAUAUCUCAUGUUGAUUGAGCAGCGCAACAAGGGAAAAGACUCGCCGUGGUACCCUUAUCUAGCAUGUCUGCCGGGUCCCCAGGCCAUGGGCACGCCGCUUUGGUUCGACGACGCCGACCUGGCCUUUCUCGCCGGCACCUCGUUGGCGCCUGCUGCAAAAGAAAGAAAGGCCGAGCUGCACCAGCAAUGGGAGCACGCCGUUGCUGUCAUGAGGAAAUCUGGCUUGCAUCUUGCUGACACCGUUGACCUCGAAUCGUUGCAAUGGGCUGCCACCAUUUACACGUCGCGUGCAUUCAUCUCCACUCACAUUUUGCCCGGCAGAGACACGAUACCCAUGCUUUUUCCAGUCAUCGACAUUCUGAAUCACUCUGUCUCGGCCAAGGUGGAGUGGGAUUUCCAGCCUCGCCAGUCGUUUGCGCUCAAGUGUCUCGAAGCAGCGUCGAUUCAGCCUGGCCAAGAGCUGUUCAACAACUAUGCGCCCAAGCAAAACGAUGAGCUGCUCCUCGGCUACGGCUUCUGUCUUGAGGAUAACCCAAUUGAGCAGUUUGCCUUGAAGCUUGCAUUUCAGCCCCAGCUGCAGCAAUAUGCGCAGCAACUGGGUCUGCUAGACGCCAACAACGUUCCUUUUGGCAUGUGCACAGACUUCCUUGCGACUGAUCCCAACAAAGAGCAGCACUUUUUGCGCGCCAAAGACCACCCGUUUGGGCGUUAUCAGAACCACGUUCCUUUUUUCCGCGGCAUACCCCCGUAUAUUGUGCAUUUCUUCUUCAUCCAAACCAUCAUCACCUCAGAAAUAGACGUGAAUAGCAUCGACGUUGCACGCCCAGGAGGCAGGAUCACGCUACAGGUCUUGGUACUCUUGCAUCAGGCGCUAGAACAGAGGUGUGGCCCCCUCCCGCUGCACCUGGAGCAGUCGCCCAGAAACGACAAGCAAAAGUACGCAAAGAUUUACCGCGAUGGCCAAGCCCGCGUCAUUCAUUCGGUGCGGCGCGAGCUUCAGGCUACCAUAGCCAAGCUGCGAGCAUCAACCAGCCAAGCCUCGCCGCCAAUCUUGCAUUCGCUACCCGACGCACUGGAUGCUUUUGAACACAGCUUUCCUAUAGCCGCAGCAAAGUUUAUAGCUGCCCUCGCGCAGCACGGCUUGCACACGUCGGACAAGGACGCUCUGAAGUGGACAUUGCUACUUGCCGUCCUCAUGGCAACCAUGCUGACGGCUCAAGAUACAUCCGACGCUCCGCUCUUCGGUCUCCUUCGCAGCCUUUGUGUCCGUCACGCGCUUCCCAUGCUCGAGGACGGCAUCGAGGAUGUUGAAACAUAUACAUUUGUAGACGCGAACCUUGCAGACUUUGUGCACCUACCUUCUGCCGAUCCCCGCGCUGCGCCGAGCGAUGUUCUAGACGACGUUGGUCUCACGUUUGUAAAUCAGCCUGCUCAUGGGUCUGCGCCCGUCUUUAUUAGCGGCCGUACCGAGCACCUGGGCGCGCGCGUCGUCAUGUGGGCCAUGAGCGUCGUGGACCGCCAUGUAGUGCCUGUGUUUGAACACGGCCGGGUGAGCCAAUGCUUGUAUGCUGCACCCCAAGAGAGCGAAACGUGGAUGUAUGAGCAUGUCGAGUAG